Pocillopora verrucosa is the source of this 1612-nucleotide messenger RNA. RefSeq lists its product as uncharacterized. The record is from RefSeq and is a predicted model, not a curated record. Lineage: Eukaryota; Metazoa; Cnidaria; Anthozoa; Scleractinia; Pocilloporidae.
UGCCUACAAACACAGGUUAUCCUUGUGAAAGAGGCUUUAAAGACUAAAGCCCUCAAAUAAUGAAAAUUAGUCACUCAAUUUAAUUGACGUAUGUUUCUUGUAUCGUAGAGCUUUAACCAAGGUAAGGUCAAAGAUCGAGGCAUGCUCAAUCAUGUUCGUUUAUACGAUCGCCCUUAGCAAUCAAAAUAUUCAGAACCAUAGGAAACUAAUAACAAAAUUUGGGAAAACAUAAACAAGGUUACUGCUUCAUGUCUGAACACAUCGCCAAGUCUCCUCAUUUAUAUCACUUUCCCCUCUAUUUAUGGAAAUGACACUAUAUAGGGUCGCAAAAUAAGUAAAACAUAUAUAGCGGAGGAAGUAGUUGUACAAUGGCGUCUAAAAGUUCUCUUGAAGAUUUUGAAAAGCGACUUGACGAAGUUCUUAAAAAGUGUGACCUACAGUCGAAAUUUUUUACAGGGUGCGACGCUAGAAACCCUUCAUCAGUAGCUCAUUUGAUGGGACCCGAUUUUAGGACGGAAACCGCGGAAAAGGUUUGCGCAGUGACGAAGUCAUUUGAUAGAAAAAACAUCACGAUUUCGAUGGAUGGAAAUCACGGAGAAGAUCCCUCAAAACAAUCGUUACGGUGGUCUUUAAAACAGCCGCAAGAGCGGGGACAACAAUUUCACCUAGCACUUGCGAAACAAAUUAAUGUAAAAAGAACAAUAGAGAGUGUAGAGGGUCAGCUUUUGACAAAGAUGGAAGAGGAAUUUCAUUGCAAAUUUGUCCAAGCGGAAGUUGGAAUCUGUGGUUAUGCUGUUAAAAAAUCGAAAGUAGAUUUAUAUAACGGAAGGAUAGAUGCUGUCGCUUUGCGUCAAAUUCCGGGAGGUGACCCCGAAGUCGUUAUCGUGGAUUGGAAGACGUUUGCUAAAUUUGAUUCACCAACGAAAUGGUGGGACGAAGCGACAUAUUUUAAAAAUCCUCUUUACCAGUGUUUAUUGUAUCGUGAGCUUUUGCAAACUCACUUAAAGGUGAACGACAUAAAUGCUAGCGUUGGCAUCAUGUUGGUCCCACUCCGUCAAGCACGCCCAGGACAAGUUAUGCCAGGCUUAUGCACAAAUUUUCAACAUAUGGAAGAAGAGGGUCUAUUAGAUACCAUUAAAAGUUAUCAAUGGUUUUCCGAGGAAAGUAAAUGUGUUCACACUGUUAUUUUGCCCAAUAAAUUAUUCAACGGAGAGCGCCUGAGUGACACAUAUUUAGAAGAUGGAAUUUUGAAGGAGACAGUUGUGGUUAAAGAUAUCGUAGAUGACAGUGCUACUGUUGGAGACAUGUGUGAAGAACUGGGACUUCUAAGGCUCGAGAUAAAAGAUUCACUAGCUGAGGACGAGGGUUUGUUCCCAUGAGAAGAAAAUGAGAGCUAAAGUGAUGCUAAGAAAAAAGGGCGCUCUAGCCGUUUUAAGGGAAUUUAAAAAGGGAAAAAAAUAAUCCAAUUCUAAUAAUGACAUUAGCUUUUGAUUAACAGUGCUGGUUACGCUGCUUGAUAUAUUUUCAUUUGAACCGAGCAAAAUAAAUAGUUACGUUGCAUAUCAUAAUUUUAAUUAGCGUAAAAUGUCAGUGUUUAAUCAUUUACUCAUUU